AUGUCUCGACCAACCAGCAAAGACGAAGCCGUUGUCGAGGAGAUCGGACACUCUCCCAAACAUGACACCGACGCCAACGUCGAAGCUCGACUGCAGCAACUCGUCAGAGAGGCACCGCCAUUUUACCGCAGUCGUAACCUCCUCAACCUGUACUUGUUGAUGAUUCCUGGCUGUUUGGUACCCUCCGUUACCCUUGGGUUCGACUCGGCCAUGAUGAAUGGUCUUCAGGCUGUCGCAACUUGGCAAGAAUCCUUUGAUCACCCUCAAGGCGCCGUUUUAGGUCUUCUCACAGCCAUAUUGUCUCUCGGUGCCAUCAUGGCAACGCCGUUCAUCAGCACCGUCGGCGAUCGCUGGGGGCGGCGGGUUGGGAUCAUCGUCGGGUCAUCGAUCAUGGCCACGGGCGGAAUUCUUCAAGGCGCCUCUGUGCACAUUGGCAUGUUUCUCGCCUCCCGCUUUCUCCUCGGCUUCGGACUGGUUUUCUGUAAUACAUUCGCUCCGAUUCUCAUCGGCGAGCUUGCUCACCCGAAAGAUCGGUCAGUCGUCACCUCUCUGUACCAGACGUCCUGGUACAUUGGUGCGAUCAUAGCUGCUUGGACCACAUUCGCUACCUUUUCUAUGCCCAACCAGUGGGCGUGGAGAAUACCGAGCCUGCUUCAAGCCGCACCUGCUUUGAUCCAGAUCGUCGGCGUUUGUUUCGUCCCAGAGUCCCCCCGUUGGUUGGUCGCCAAGGGCCGUGGCGAGAAGGCAAAGCAAAUCCUGGAACAGUAUCACGCGGACGGGAGACAAGGCGACGAGUUGGUGGAGCUGGAGUUUCUGGAAAUCAAGAGCGUCAUUGAGACGGAAUUGACCUCAGAGGGAAUGACGUGGAAGUCCUUCCUAUCGAGCAAAGGGAAUCGGCGAAGAAUGAUGCUCAUGAUCAUGCUAGGGCUUUUCUCCCAGUGGUCUGGAAACGGACUGGUCUCUUACUACUUGGCUCGUGUUCUCGACACGGUCGGUUUCAAGAACAACCGCGACAAGAACAUCAUCAACGGCUGUCUGAUGAUCUGGAACUGGAUAACCGCCGUCUCCUCCGCGUUUUUGACAGCCAAGCUGAAGCGACGAACACAAUUCAUGAUCUCCACCGUUGGCAUGCUUGCGGUGUUUGCCAGCCAGACCCUGUGUGCCGGCCUAUUCAACGAGAGGGGCGACACCCAAGCCGGGUACGGUGUGGUGGCGAUGCUGUUCCUCUUCUACACCUUUUUCAACCUCGCGUUCAACGCACUGCUCUACUCGUACCCGAUGGAGGUUUUGCCCUAUCAUAUCCGGGCCAAGGGCUACUCAAUUCUCAUGUUCUCGGGAAAGGCGGCGAAUUUCGUCAACGCUCUCGCCAACCCCAUUGGUUUAGAAGCUUUGGGCUGGAAGUUCUACAACGUCUACAUCGGGUGGUUGUGUGUUGAAGUUGCUUGCGUUUACCUGUUCUUGGUCGAGACGAAGGGCCCGUCACUCGAGGCUAUUGCGGAUGUUUUUGAUCGGCUCGAUGUUCAUUUCAUGUUUGAUCAAGGAAGCUUUCUGAGGCAGUAUGCCUUGGGUACCGUUCCGAAAAUCAUACUCUACUCCGUCAUGGCGCUCGGAAUCCGAUAUUCGCACGCGCCAUUUCAAGAUCCUCAUAUGAGGACACACUGGGGCGAGCCUCUUCAACGCAAGGCGCGACAGCUGUUGCAAGAAGACUUCGACGACCCGACUUUGACGACUGCACAAGCCUACGUCCUCCAAGCCACGUACCACCUCACAUUCGGUGGAACUAGAAGAGCCUCGCUGUACAUCAACAACGCUCGAGUCGUGUUAAACAUUCUGAAUUUGCAAAACGGCCUCCAAGAUGACGAGGUUGACCCCGUCCAAGCGGAAACCAUCCGUCGCCUCCUAGCGACCGUGGCUCUGACAGACAACCUGAUGUUGCCAUUCGCAAAGAACGAACGGGCUUUUGUCCGCAUCGACUCGAUGCCGCGGCUAUUCAGCGACGACGAGUAUGACGCUCUAAGGACACGAUCUCGUAACCCCCCUGAGGUUCCCUCGGCCCCGAAUCUCAUGCAAGAAAUUUUGAAGCUGUCCGAUCUAUAUUACAAAGUCUGUGAGCAACGCAGAGAUAAUCCCGGCAAGUCAACCACGUCUUUGGCAUCAGCAGUCUCGACUUGGCACUCUUCGCUUCCGGCAUCACUGAGUUACUCUGAAAGUAAUUUGCAAGCCCACCACUCUAGGUUCUCCUCACGGCAGUUUGCCUUUGUUCAUCUGCACUACCAUCACAUCUGGCAGAUCAUCCUGAUGGACACGAUGUCGUGGACAACUCCAGUGUUGACCGGCAACGCCAGCCAGCGCGUUCUGCCAGAGCAAAUCUACGAUCACGCAUCUCGGAUUGCCGACAUUGUCUCGAAAGUCUGGGAGCUUGGCCAAUUCGAUCUACACAACGGUUGCUUUGGUCUACUGUUGAUCACCACUCAAGUCGUUCUGGUCCACCGGCUUCUGAGCUCGACGGAAGUAGACCAAAAGUUGACGACGCAAUCCAAGAUGAAAGGCCUGCGGGAUUGCAUGACACGAGUAAAAGGCCAUUGUAGGCUUUUCAACUGGGUAUUCCACCAGUCUGAGUGGCUGCUCCGUGUGUGUGGACAGGAUGAGUUCUGGCUACACGAGCAGUGGCAGACGGUACUCAAUGAUCAAUUGAUGUCUCUUGGAACCAGGUUUGAAAGACUUGAUCUCCAGACUGCUGGGCGGCGUGCGGAGCUGGAGAACUUGGCGAAUGCGGCGUCGCAUAUCGACCAUCAGAGGGGCGAGAUACCCAGGAUUCUCAGGGAAGAGUUUGUCAAUUCGAGGCGCGAACAAUCAAACAGGGCCCUGGAGGAUAGGUGA
This is a messenger RNA of Colletotrichum karsti, 2880 nucleotides long. RefSeq lists its product as uncharacterized. The transcript has 9 exons. The record is from RefSeq and is a predicted model, not a curated record. Lineage: Eukaryota; Fungi; Ascomycota; Sordariomycetes; Glomerellales; Glomerellaceae. Gene Ontology annotation, cellular component: membrane. Gene Ontology annotation, biological process: DNA-templated transcription; transmembrane transport; carbohydrate transport. Gene Ontology annotation, molecular function: carbohydrate:proton symporter activity; zinc ion binding; DNA binding. The coding region runs from base 1 to 2880 and encodes 959 amino acids.